Molecule: messenger RNA, 1539 nt
Organism: Penicillium griseofulvum
Lineage: Eukaryota; Fungi; Ascomycota; Eurotiomycetes; Eurotiales; Aspergillaceae
Gene: aspE
Product: septin
Exons: 2
Coding region: 1-1539 (512 amino acids)
Biological process (GO): cytoskeleton-dependent cytokinesis
Cellular component (GO): septin ring; microtubule cytoskeleton; cytosol
Molecular function (GO): GTP binding; GTPase activity; molecular adaptor activity
Source: RefSeq, a predicted model, not a curated record
AUGGCAACUCCAACUACGCGCCUGGCGCCUGAAACAGACAUCAACCGUCGUACCUCCCUCGGCUUCCUUCGUCGUUCUAAAUCCACCGAACCCCUAGGCGAUAAAUCUUCCCGCAAAAAGAUGUCCAAAUCUCAAGCCAUGGAAGAUGAAAUGCGUCGUCAGCGGGAAUCUUAUGCCCCCAAAGUUCCUCCCCGCUUGCCUGAUCUUUCCCCCACCCCGCAACUGGAAACUUUUGGAGGUGAGGAACGUGAUAAGGUCCCCGAAGCAGUUCCACGUCCACAGUCUGGAGUCGCUGCGCCCUCUAUGGCAUCCAAUGUCGAUCCCUAUGCGCGGACUGAGAGCAUGACCCACCGUGGCCGCUAUAGCUAUGCUAGUAGUGCUGUCAGCACCGUGAACAGUCCUCGUCGGGUGCGCCGUCGCAAGGACCCCACUUCAUACAAUGUGCUUGUUAUUGGUGCUCGUAACUCGGGCAAAACCUCUUUCAUCAACUUCCUACGCAGUGCUCUGACUAUGCCCGCCCAUAAGCACCCUUCACGUACCCCCGAGGAGGUCGAAGAGCUUGAGCGUCAAACUUCAGCCUGGGAAGGAUUCACGUCGCAAUAUCUGGAAACGGAGUUUGACGGAGAACGUGUCGGACUUACCCUGUGGGACUCUGUAGGUCUGGAGCGGAAUAUCGCAGAUCUUCAGCUGCGUGGCGUGACAGGCUUCCUGGAGAGCAAGUUUGAGGAGACCCUUGCCGAGGAGAUGAAGGUUAUUCGCUCCCCCGGCGCUCGCGAUACCCACAUUCAUUGCACUUUCUUGCUUCUGGACCCUGUGCGUCUUGAUGAAAACAUUGCCAUGGCUGAGCGUGCUGCCAAUGGCACGUCCAAGCCCACUGAUGCACCUGUGGUUGGAAUUCUAGACCAGAACCUGGAUCUGCAGGUGUUGCGCACGGUACUGGGCAAGACCACCGUGGUGCCAGUUAUCAGCAAGGCGGAUACAAUCACCUCCGCCCACAUGAACCAUCUCCGCAAGGCGGUCUGGAACAGCUUGAAGCAGGCUAAUAUCGAUCCCCUGGAGAUCUUGACAUUGGAGGACCAGGAGGAAGAAUACUCUUCAGAAAGUGCGGACGAAGAGGACAUCGUGGACCUUGACAGCAAGUCCACUGAGAAUGGAGAUGCUGAAGCUAAAGAUUCCGACAAUGCCCCCGGCUCGCCAUCGCAGCGCAGCGAGGGUACUCGCAGGUCUACCGCGUCUCAGGCCACCAAUCAGCACGUUCCGUUCUCGAUCCUGUCACCAGACCCCCAUUCCCUGGCCGCUGGAGAUCAACCAGUCGGUCGCCGAUUCCCCUGGGGCUUUGCAGACCCAUAUAAUGCCGAGCACUGUGACUUUGUUCGCCUGAAGGACUCCGUCUUUUCCGAUUGGCGUUCCGAGCUGCGGGAGGCCAGCCGUGUGGUUUGGUAUGAGCGCUGGAGAACCAACCGCCUCAACCGCAAUGGACAGCCGCCUCAGAAGCAAAACUACGGUCGUCAGGGACCUGAUGGCCGUCGCACGCGAUAA